AUGGGUUUUCCCAGUGACGGCAGUAGUGACGAUGCGAAGCACAGCAACAAGAGCAACAAGAAACGGAAGGCCAAGAAAGAUAAGAAAUCUUCUAGAAAGAAAAAACGCGACAGGGACUCAGGAAGCGAGGAAGAAGGGAACUUCCAACUUGACCAGUACGCUCAGGAAGAUGUAGACCGCCUCCUUAUCUCUUUGCUGCAGCUUUCUCCGCUGAUGGAGACAGAACUUUUGGACGUGUUCAAACAGCUGGAUUCAUGGGGCAUCGUGUAUUUGAAUGACCUUGGCGAUAUCCGACUGCGAAAGAAACUCCGCCAUCUUUUUCGCGCCCUUUUUGUUGCUGAGGUUGAGGGUGAGCAAGGCAAAGGUUGGAGGAAGGUGCUUACAUGUAAAAUAUCGCUCUCCAAGUUUGUGAAACGUCGCUGCAAGGAACUACGUCCACGGCUUGAAGAGUUGAGCCCUCCAGUUGAAGUUCGCCUUGCUGAAGCUUCAGAUGGAGGAGAGGAACAACCCGUUGAGGAGUCACGGUUCGACGCCGAGGAGGCGGAACGCAAGGCGGAAGAAGCGGUGCAGCGUUGGCGUGCUGAGCAUGCCGAACUUGAUGGACUUUCAGAAUGUUCCGUUCCUCAGCAAGCAUCUGGGCAGCAGACAGAGCCUUGUGAAGGAAAGUCUGGCAGAGAGGAAUGGAUGCUUGUAGCCCCAGCCUAUCUCCGUUGCCUGGCUACAAAGGAUGGGCCUGAUGCAAAGAGAAUGCAAAUAUUGCAGCAGAAAAAGAAGGAUGACGAAGAAGCUGUACGCGUCAAAGCGAUCAUGGAAGAGUGGAACAAAACACGAAAAGUUAAGAGCCUUCGAGAACUUAAGGAGGAAGGCGAGUUUGCAGAGGGCGAAGAGGCCUAUAAGCGCUGGAAACGGAGCAUGGAAGCUGCUCGAAAUGUUUGGGGGAAGCGGGCGGCAGAGCAGGCAGCUGAACAGGAUUUUGUGCGUACUCAAGUCCAAUUCUGGGACCCUCUGUAG
Molecule: messenger RNA, 1011 nt
Organism: Eimeria mitis
Lineage: Eukaryota; Apicomplexa; Conoidasida; Eucoccidiorida; Eimeriidae
Exons: 7
Coding region: 1-1011 (336 amino acids)
Source: RefSeq, a predicted model, not a curated record